UGUGUGUGUAUACAUUUAUAUUUUCACAAAUAUAUGAGUGUGUUGUGGCAAAGAGGCUCUUCCUAGAUUUUUCUAUAGCAUAUAUUUACUUUAUUUUAUUAACAUAAUAAUAAUCAACGCCAGAGUUGUGCUACAAAAUAUAUUACAAAAAAAAUAUAUGAUAAUAAUAUAUAGUACAUGUAGUGUAUCACAUGCCACAAGAUAAGAAAAAAAAUAAAAAAAGUUCAAAACAAAAACAAACCACAACAAAAUACAUGGGAAAAAGUGUUGUUUUUAUGAUUUUAUGUGCCUCAUAAUCAGAGCGAUUUGUAUGAAAACAUUAACAUUAGUUAUACAACAACAGCUGCAAUAAAGUGCUGAUCAUCAUGGAUUUGCUUUAAUGGAUAACAACGGCUAGCACAAUGUUUUCAAUGAGUUUCAACAAUGCUGCCCUUAUUAUACAUACUCGAAUUUUAGAGAAUUAGAUAAAUUUUUUAUUGAAUCGAGCCAGUUUCCAGAGCAUCGGCCAUAGACGGUGACACACCCAUAGGCAAAAUUGGAAUUUUUCGUUUGAGGUGAAAAUUACAUCACUGCCAUACAGCCUAGAUGAUUGGCACCGAUGAAAUGUCAUCCACUGGCAUGGAUAUCAGUGAAUCCUUUCGACCGGAGGAUAUAUCGAAAACAGAUUUUUUCGAUUUUGUCACAGCGCCCGAUAUGGGCAUCGGUCUGGGAGUCAAUGUCAAUCUGCAUCAUACACAUCACAAUCACCAUCAUCACAAUCAUCAUACAAUAACGUCGCCGCAGCAGCAACCGCAACCACACCAUCAGCAUCAUCACCACCACCAGCCCCAGCAACAUCAUCACCACCAUCAUACGCAACAACCUCAUCAUAAUCCAGCCAGUAGUCCUAUGACACAUGAUGGGGGUGGUGGAGGCGGCAGCGGAAAUGGGGGUGGCCCUGGUGGCGGUGGGAGUGGUAGUGUGACCAGUGUUAGUGCCAAUGGUGGCGAUAGUCACGGUGACACGAGCGGUUUAAGUGAUGGCAGCUCCGCCAGUACCACAGAUCCAGCUCUGCAUGGUUAUGAGUUUUGGACCUCAGACAAAGAGCACACCUCCACAAUUUUUGAGGAUUUAGAUCGUUACUGCUGGCAGCAACAAUCCAAUUCAUCUACAACAGCAACAUCUGUUACGGUGCCAAGCAAUGGCGCGCCCAACAAUUCAAAUAACAAUACCAACAAUUCCUCCAACCAAAUGCAUCAUGUACCCUCACCUGCCAACUCACUGAAUCCCCUGCACUCAUCACUUGUCAAUCCCACAUCGCCACAUAAUCAUCACUCACCUGUUACACCAGUGAGCACGACGACAUCGUCGUCCUUGCCAACAACGCCGGUGUCACAGACCCAGCUGAACAGUGAUGGUACCAUCUCGAACAUAAUCAGUACGGAUGGUCAAAUCUAUACGUUAACAGUAUUAAAUGGCAAUGAGCCAUGGUUGAAACGUGAAACGGAUACGCAACUGCAGAGUACCUUGGACUUGGACAGCCUGUUGGGUACAUUUCCUGGUUAUAUAAAAUCGGAAUAUCCCUAUGAUGACAGUGGAUUCAGUACCGAUGGCUGUAAAGAUCUCAACGGAGAUUCUGCAAAUCUAAUGGGUUCGAGUAGCCAGCGUUUGCCAUCAUUAAUAAAUACCAUCUCGUCGGUGACGAGUAGUGGAGGCAUGGGGGGAGUGGGUGGUCUGGGCGGUGAUGGUGCAGUGACAGCGCUUAGUAUAGGUCAACAGUUGGAUCAGUUUCACAAUAACAACAAUGAUUGGCAUAUGACAGAUCACAAUAAUGAACAGAACUCUGCAGAAUCCCUGCUGCGCAGUGCUCUGCAAGGUAAAGGUUACACCAAAGGACUCCACAUGCACAAUGGCAUAACUUUAAUGCCAACAUCGCCAUCAGUAAAAGAUGAUGAUAUGCGAAGGAUAUUGUUUCCAGUUGAUGCGGAUGGUUUAAAUUUUCCGGAUACUUCAUUAAAUGCGGCACAGAUUUUCGAUGAUCCCCAAAGCGCCAAUGGUCAUAAUACGCAUAUGAUUGUGCCACAUUCACCCGUAACCAAUGGCCCACUAACACCAGUCACAAAUCCCAGCAAUGCUGCACACAACAGCAACAAUAAUGGGAGCAACAAUAACAACAACAAUCAAGCAAAUAGUAUGAUGGUCGAUGAUAUGUUCCUAACGUUGGAGAAUGCUUUCAGCGAUGAUUUUGAGAAAAUCAAACAAUUUUGUACCACAGCAACUGCCAACGAUUAUCAUCAUGGCAAUGAGGUGAUGAUGCAAAUCUCGCCCAGUAUAACAGGUGGCAGUGGUGGUGGCGUGACACAGACAUCGGCCACUUCAAUUAACCCAAUGUCUGUGACAACGGCACAGCAACAAUUACAGGCACUUCAUGCGGCCUCAUCAGCAGCAACUUCCACCAAUGCCAUAGUUAACAUGCCAGGGAAUCAAGUGUUGCAACAGCAGCAAAAGCCGCCCGCACAACCAUUGAAGCCGGAAGUGACCACCUCAAAUCAGAGGAUUGUGACGACAGCGAAAGUUACCAAGAAAUACAAGCGUACACUGUCCUCCCAUAGUACCGGCAGUGGUGGUGGUGGUGCUGGUGUUAGUAACAACAACAAUAACAACAAUCCCAAUGCUAUUAAUCACAAUAAUAGUAAUAACAACAGUAAUAACAAUAACAGCUCGAGCAAUUUGAGCACCUCCAAAGGUAGCGGCAAUUUGUCUUUGACUAAUGGAGCUGGUGCCAAUCGUAAUGGCUCUGCCUCAAGUGGCAGCAGUACAACGAGCAGUAAUAGUACACCGUCGACCUCAUCCUCCUCCUCCUCCACCUCUGGAGGUCAACGUAAGGAACGCUCCUUGCACUAUUGUUCGAUAUGCUCGAAGGGUUUUAAAGACAAAUACUCCGUGAAUGUCCACAUACGCACCCACACAGGCGAGAAGCCCUUUGCCUGCACACUGUGUGGCAAAAGUUUUCGUCAGAAGGCACAUUUGGCCAAACAUUAUCAGACACAUAUGGCCCAGAAAAACAAUGGAAGUUUGGUUAAAGGCAACUCCAAUAAACAUCAUCGAUCUUCUUCGGCCUCCGCAUCGGCGGCAGCGGCAGCAGCUGCUCAACAACAACAACAGCAACAAGGCCUAAAUCCAUCAGUGCCAGUUCAUAAUCAUGUACGUCCCAUGAGUGCCAACUCGGCCGCACCCACCACACCAACACUGCCCCAUGGCUUGGGUUUAGUCAAUGGUAUGUUAACUACCUCAGCUGGCUUGGCUUUGGGUGUGCCCCAACAGCCCUCCUCACUGCCGCCUACACCCAGUACACCUACAGCAAUACUGCCGCCAGCAAAUGGUUUGCUUGCCAACAGGUAGAAAUUACUUAACGCGGUCCUCGAAGGACCCUAGAUUUUUGCUUCCUUAUAUUAAGUUACCACUGUCUUCUUAGAAUCUCUUGUUCCUAAUUUUGAUUGCGCUCUUUUUUGUCAAUUGCCUAACUUUUACUCGUACACCUAAAAGCUAUUUACACUUAACUAUCGUUUUUAUUGAAAAAUGUAAGAAGAAUUUCCCAAAAGAUCCUCCAAGGAUAAUUUUGUGUUAUUGCCUAAACUUAGAAAUACUCAAAGAAAAUACUGUCCACAAGAAAGAAGUUUCUCAACGAAUUUAUACAUAUACUCUACACUACACUACAUUACUAUGUUUAUUAUGUACAUUAAGGAACUAUUUAUUUAUUUUGUUUUGUUAAUCUAUUAUUUUUUGUAGUAAAAUCUUUUGAAAAAUC
Molecule: messenger RNA, 3787 nt
Organism: Stomoxys calcitrans (stable fly)
Lineage: Eukaryota; Metazoa; Arthropoda; Insecta; Diptera; Muscidae
Product: transcription factor mef2A
Exons: 7
Coding region: 586-3381 (931 amino acids)
Biological process (GO): regulation of DNA-templated transcription
Molecular function (GO): DNA-binding transcription factor activity, RNA polymerase II-specific; RNA polymerase II cis-regulatory region sequence-specific DNA binding
Source: RefSeq, a predicted model, not a curated record